Molecule: messenger RNA, 1613 nt
Organism: Oryzias latipes (Japanese medaka)
Lineage: Eukaryota; Metazoa; Chordata; Actinopteri; Beloniformes; Adrianichthyidae
Gene: ccdc34
Product: coiled-coil domain containing 34
Source: RefSeq, a predicted model, not a curated record
CGUGGCCUAUCAAAGGAAUAACAAAGUUUUUAAACGUUUCCCGUUUUCCUCUGUAAAUCCACCGCUGAAUGUCCGGAGCAGGACCGAAGGUUUUUUCUACACAGAUAAGUCUUUCUAGAGAUGAAAAACAAUAAAACCUUAAUCUGUGUGGCGCGAAAAUACGAGCUCGUGCUAUUCUUGCUAACUGUUUGCUAACGUUAGCCUAGCCUAGCUAAAGCGUCAUUUUGAUCCCGCUCUGCGUUUGUUUUCCGGCUUUCGUUGGUUCUUGUAACGUUUCUGAACACUAGUUUGCAACAUUUAGAGGCUUCCACCGCAGAAAUCUGGGUCCACUGACCGGAAAAAGGAUGCCAAACUGUCCGGUGUCCGUGUCGGGGGGGUUCAGCUCAACCCCGGUUAAGAGCAACCGAACGACGGAGCUCAUAGCCGGGGAGUCUACCGGAGACGAAGACACGUUUUCUCUGCUGUCUCCCAUCUACCACGACAGCUUCGACAGCGACGGAGAGGAGCUGAACUCCAGCCCCAUCCGGCUGCAGGGACCCGGGUCUCCAGACAGCUCUUCUAGAUGUGAGCUUCCUAAAUCUUCUCUGGAGCCGUCUGCAUCCCAGCCGUCUGCAUCCCAGCCGUCUGCAGCCCAGCCGUCUGCUGCCCAGCCGUCUGCAGCCCAGCCGUCUGCUGCCCAGCCGUCUGCAGCUUCUCUCAGCGCGUGGGAAACAUGGGUAUUGAGCAAAGCUAAAGAGGAGCGACUUAAACUGGAAAAGAAGGCAGAAGAAGAACGCAUCCUGAAAGAAAAAGAAGAACAGCAGGAGAAGGAGCAAGAACGGAAAAGGAUGGUCAUGGAAGAGAAGAUUCAGGAAUGGCUGAAAGUGAAAAGAAAACACAAGAUGCAGGAGCAGCUGGUGAAACACAGAGCAGAGGAGGAGAAGAUGCAGAAGGAGAUGGAGAAACAGAGGGAGGUUGAGCAGAAAGCUCAGCAGAGGUAUAACGUCUGGCUGCAGAAGAAGAACCAAGAAAAACUACAGAAGGAAAAGAAAGAGAAGGAAAUAGCAGUCCUGAAGGGGGAGCAGGAGGAGGAGCGCCGCAGGAGGGCAGAGGAGAAGUUUAAGGAGUGGCUCGCUAAAGCCAAUGAGAAAAGCAGAGCGAGUCCCGAAUCCCCUCGUCACCAAACGAGUCCCUACGACAGACUGAUCCCAGCUCCCAGCUUCUACAACCCAAUCCCCUGGAAGCCCAUCCACGCCCCUCCGGAAAACCCGCAGAAGAAGACGCCUGUCCAGGGUCAGGGUCACCGCGGGGCUUUAAGACGGUCAAACGCUGGGAGCACGCCGCGUCUGCUGCAGAGGAGAUGACUUACUGUGUGGCCCUCAGAGGCCCCGAAAGCUUCAGAAGCUUUGGAAAUCAGAAAAGCCUCUGAAGCCUCAAAAGCCUUUAGAGGUUUCAGAGGCCUAAAAGCCACAGAAACAUCUGAAGCCUCAAAAGCCUCAGAAGCUUCAUUUCAUCAUCUUUGGAGCUGCUGUCACAUUCAGUCCAUAUUGCGAUGGAUUCAUCCGUUUUUCAGGAUGUCAAUACUUGACUUUACUUUGAAAGUAAAAUAGAAAAAUAAAAGUGAUUUCAGAGUC